AUGUCCAAAAUAUCUGUACAUUACUUUAAUGAAAGAGGACUUGGAGAAGCAAUACGUACAUUGCUCGCGUAUGGCGGAGAGGAUUUUGACGAUAUCCGAUAUACAGAUGAAGAAUGGGAGAAAUUUCAACCGUCAACGCCAUUCGGUCAAUUACCACUAUUGGUAAUAAGUGGUAAAAUAUACAGUCAGAGCAAUGCAAUCGCUCGAUAUCUUGGACGGAAAUAUGGUCUUGCUGGACAAGAUGUCGACGAAGAGUUCGAGAUUGAUCAAAAUGUUGACUAUUUCACCGAAUUACGUACAGUUUCGGCGGACUCAUUCUAUGAAGAAGAUCCAGAGAUUAGAAGUAAGCUACUAGAAAAACUAUUUAAGGACAAAGCACCUCGUAUGCUGACGAAAUUGGAUGAAAUUAUUAGCAAAAAUAAUGGACACAUUGCUUUGGGAAAGUUGACGUGGGGCGACUUUGUCAUCGCAGGAGUAUUUGAUUAUAUAAAAUAUAUAUUAAACUUACCGGACAUAGAAGCAAAAUAUCCAAGCUUUAAAAAACUGGUAGAUAACGUAAAUUCUAAUCCUAAUGUACAAAUCUUUUCACGCACGGGAACCAAAAUCUGA
Pieris macdunnoughi is the source of this 609-nucleotide messenger RNA. Lineage: Eukaryota; Metazoa; Arthropoda; Insecta; Lepidoptera; Pieridae. The record is from the annotation of a GenBank genome assembly.